Messenger RNA from Monascus purpureus, 1235 nucleotides. The record is from the annotation of a GenBank genome assembly. Lineage: Eukaryota; Fungi; Ascomycota; Eurotiomycetes; Eurotiales; Aspergillaceae.
CCCUCCUGUAGUAUUCUCAUACCUUCUUCAGCAUGACUGAGGCUAUAGCUUAUGGAGAGGCUUCUGAUGGCCUUCUUGACUUCUUCACUUUUGCAAUGUUCAUCCUCGAUGAUAUUGACUUCGGGGACUCAAGACCUAGCGUGAAGAAUGCUCUUGGGGGAGCGGCGUCAUUUGCAGCUGUUGGCGCACGCUUGGUCGCUGGAAGAACGCAUGCACGCUCGGUGAGUUGGAUUGUUGAUGUCGGCUCCGACUUCCCUCCAGAGGUCCUAGACGUCAUCAAGUCAUGGAACACGAAUUGUGUAAUUCGGGAAGACAAGACGAGAUUGACUACUAGAGCGUGGAAUGGCUACGGCUUGAAUGAGAAGCGAGAUUUUAAAUAUCUAACCCCGAAAUUACGACUUGAACCUUACAUGCUCUCCGAGGCCCAGGUAUUUGCGAGGACAUUCCAUAUGGUCUGUUCUGCUACCCGAUGCAUUUUCAUCGUCCAGGAAAUAUUAAAAAUACGUGGUGAACUUAAGCGAGAAGGCAAAUAUCCCAAGUCAGAGCCUGUUCCCGAACGGCCAUUCUUCAUUUGGGAGCCUGUGCCCGACCUCUGCACUCCAGAAGAACAGGAGAAUUUCUUCGCAGCCAGCCGUCUCGUAGAUGUGGUGAGCCCUAACGAAUUAGAGCUGGGCAUGAUGUUCGGUCGGCCCGGUUGGAAUGAGGGCAACCAAGACGACAGGGAUCUGGUCCAGAGAAUCUUGAGGUCGGGUAUUGGUCCUGAAGGAGAAGGUGUUCUAGCCAUCAGAGCUGGAAAGGAUGGAAGCUACUCGUACACGCGAACGCAAAGAAUAUGGCUGCCUGCUUAUCAUGAACCGGACCCUUCGAAAGCUUCACCAGUGACAGAUCCCACGGGUGCAGGAAAUUCAUUUCUUGGAGCUCUGGCGCAAGGCAUGGUGAACGCCAAUAGGGAGCCUGGAAAAGUCAUCGAAUCUACGCUGGGAGCAUCAGAAAACUGGAGAAAGUCGAUGGAUUCCUGGGGUAAAUAUAAAUAUAUUCCCAUGGCACUGAUCUUCGCCACUGUUGCCGCAGGCUUUGUGGUGGAACAGAUAGGCGUGCCCCAGGUAUCAGUGUCUAAGGAUGGAAAGGAGCUUUGGAAUGGAACUGGAUUCACGGAACGGGUCCGCCUGUACACACAAAGACUGUAUAAGACACUGGAAGAGUCACCCCAGAGAAUCAAUGGCUCGAUCGAUUGA